GUCACAGGUCAAGACCAAGAACUUUAGAGAGGCUCGUGACAAAGGAUGACCAAUACUCUGACAGCUUAGAGCACGGAUGAAAUAUAUGAGUGUGAUCAGCGGGGAGAAAUGUGGUGUCCGUCACACAUAUCAUGUGUGUAUGGGGGGCGAAAAAAUUAUUACGUUUUGCUUUGAUGUAGUGAAUUCUGUGCAAGACUUUGAACUGAAUUUAACCUAACUGAGCAAGGGGGGAUGGUUAAGCCAUCAAAUUGCCUGUCAAAAGAGGAAGGAGAUCACCUAUUUUAUUUUUGUGUCGUGGUAAUGCGUGAUAGUUUACUAGACAAUUGUAUUGUAAAGAGGUUGGUGAUUACGUAUGAAAUGUAUAUCGACUGUCCUUUCGGUUUUCUCCUAGUGCAGCCAUGUCUGAUGUAGAGGAGGAAUACGAGGGGGAGCAGGCGGAAGAGGAGGUCGAGGAGGAGCCAGAAGAAGAACCGCAGGAGGAGGAUGAAGGAGAGCAGGAAGCUCAGGAGGAGGAAGAGGAGAAACUCCCCAUACCCAAGCCCAUGGUGCCCCAGCUAGCCCCUCCCAAGAUUCCAGAGGGGGAUAGGGUGGACUUUGAUGACAUCCACAGGAAGAGGAUGGAGAAGGACCUCAUUGAGUUGCAGAGUCUGAUUGAUGUCCACUUUGACCAGAGGAAGAAGGAGGAGGAGGAGCUCAUUGGGCUGAAGGACCGAAUUGAGAAGCGUCGGUUUGAGAGGGCAGAGGUGCAGCGAGUUCGAGCGGAGAAGGAGCGGGACCGGCAGAACAGGAUUGCGGAAGAACGGCAGAGAAAGGAAGACGAGGAGGCUAAAAAGAAGAACGAAGACGAGGCCAAGAAGAAGAAGGUUCUUUCCAACAUGGGGGCCAACUUUGGGGGCUUCCUGCAAAAGGCGGAGCAUCGCGGGAGAGGGAAGCGUCUAACGGGGAGAGAGAUCAAGAAGAAGACCUUGUCCGAGAGACGACCCACACUGGAGAUCGACAACCUGAGAGAGGACGCCCUGAAGCAACAAGCUCAGGAGAUGUGGAACUGGAUCUACGCGCUGGAGUCGGAUAAGUUUGACUUCAUUGACCACAUGAAGAAACAGAAAUAUCAGAUUAUCGUUCUCUUGAAUAGAAUCACGAGUGCCCAGAAAUUUAAAAAGGUCCAUGGUAAGGGGAAGGUUGGCGGUCGGUGGAAGUAAAAGAAGCUCCCGCUCUCAUAGAGCAGAAGGGAGAAGACGACUUUGGAGGGAACAAGAAAGGAGGGAGAUCCCACCAUCCCCUCUUCCAUAUUUCCUCUCUUGUUGUGGCCACCCUCUUCAUUGGC
Molecule: messenger RNA, 1324 nt
Organism: Salvelinus namaycush (lake trout)
Lineage: Eukaryota; Metazoa; Chordata; Actinopteri; Salmoniformes; Salmonidae
Product: troponin T, slow skeletal muscle-like
Exons: 13
Coding region: 399-1199 (266 amino acids)
Biological process (GO): slow-twitch skeletal muscle fiber contraction; sarcomere organization; regulation of muscle contraction
Cellular component (GO): troponin complex
Molecular function (GO): troponin T binding; tropomyosin binding
Source: RefSeq, a predicted model, not a curated record